Cornus florida is the source of this 1330-nucleotide messenger RNA. RefSeq lists its product as uncharacterized. NCBI's taxonomy places the organism in Eukaryota, Viridiplantae, Streptophyta, Magnoliopsida, Cornales, Cornaceae. Gene Ontology annotation, molecular function: nucleic acid binding. The coding region runs from base 126 to 1001 and encodes 291 amino acids. The transcript has 8 exons. The record is from RefSeq and is a predicted model, not a curated record.
CCCUAAAUCUCUCGCUCUUUUACUUUUGGGGUUCCGUGUUGAUCGACUCAACGCAGAAACGCGAGCGAGAAAGAUAUCGGAACGUUUUGCUUGUCGGCGGCGAAGAUUCUUCAUUCAGAAAAGAAAUGCACGCUAGAGAUAAACAACAACUGAAGAUGGAGGAGGCGUAUACAGAUUCCAUUAUUGAGGAGUUUGCAGAGGAGUUCCGCCUGCCAAUAAAUCAAAAGCCAACAGAAAAUGUAGAUCUAGAUAAUGUGGAACAAGCAUCGCUAGACACACAAUUGACAUCAUCUAACGUUGGGUUUAGGCUUCUCCAGAAAAUGGGUUGGAAAGGCAAGGGUCUUGGAAAGGAUGAGCAAGGAAUAAUUGAACCUAUAAGAUCCGGGAUAAGAGAUCCAAAAUUAGGGAUUGGAAAACAAGAGGAGGAUGAUUUUUUUACUGCAGAAGAAAAUAUCCAGCGCAAAAAACUUGAUAUUGAGUUAGAGGAGACGGAGGAAGUUGCAAAGAAGCGGGAGGUUUUAGCAGAACGGGAGCAGAAAAUUCAAACUGAGGUGAAAGAAAUACGGAAGGUUUUUUAUUGUGAGCUCUGCAACAAGCAAUACAAACUGGCUAUGGAGUUCGAAGCUCACCUGAGUUCAUAUGAUCACAAUCACCGAAAGCGUUUUAAAGAUAUGAGAGAUAUGCAUGGAAGUAGCAGUCGUGAUGACAGGCAAAAACGAGAACAACAACGCCAAGAGAGGGAGAUGGCCAAGUUUGCUCAGAUGGCUGAUGCUCAUAAGCAGCAGCAGCAACAGCAGCAACAACAAGAACAAUCUGGAGCGCCUCCGGUUUCCACUGCACUUAAAAGUGCUAGUGCACUUGCCGUUCAAGAUCAGCGGAAGGCUUUAAAGUUCGGGUUUUCCUCAAAAGGUGGCACAUCCAAGAGUUCAGUCAGUAAUGCUGCAAAGAAGCCAAAAGCAGCUGUUGCGUCGGUUUUCAGUAAUGAUAGCGAUGAAGAAUAGAGAAGUCUAACCCCUUCUGCUAGGCAUCGGUCAAGUUAUAUGGAUAGGAAGAAUUGUACCCUAAUUAACGUUUACAUUGCUUAUUGUUAAUGUAUUUCAAAGUCGAAAACAAUUUGUGACCUGUGCCCUAAAUUAUACAAAUUUAUCCAAUGAAGGGGUCAUCCAGACAAAUUCUGGCAGUCCCACCAUUUGGAUGGUGAGUGUAGUCCGAAGCGAUGUAUAGGGAUAAUUUCUUCUUGUCCUUUUUUUCUUUCUGGAACUAGAUUGUAAGGUACUUUCUUCCCAUGCAUUUGUGCAAAGAUAGUGUUGAUAUGAUUUCUUGGUAUUUA